Messenger RNA from Guyanagaster necrorhizus, 3225 nucleotides. RefSeq names its product P-loop containing nucleoside triphosphate hydrolase protein. Gene Ontology annotation, cellular component: membrane. The coding region runs from base 1 to 3225 and encodes 1074 amino acids. Gene Ontology annotation, molecular function: GTPase activity; GTP binding. The transcript has 8 exons. Lineage: Eukaryota; Fungi; Basidiomycota; Agaricomycetes; Agaricales; Physalacriaceae. The record is from RefSeq and is a predicted model, not a curated record.
AUGGGCGGUACCAUAUCCUGGCUGUUUGGAGGCGGCGAAGUCGGGCCCAAUCCGACAAUGCAGGCCAUCGAAGAACAACAUAGAAGAGAGGAGGCCGAGAGAUGGGAGCAGGCCGAAAGACUGAGGUGGGAACAAGAGGAAGUGCAGAGGGCUGCCAAAAUCGCCGAGCAACAGAGAUGGGAGCAGGACGAAAGACUGAGGAGGGAGCAAGAAGAAGCGACCGCUUCUGCUAUGGCGUCCACCAAAAAAGAAAACAAAAAAAAGAAAAGAAAAAAAAGAAGAGAGGCGCAGAGAGCGGCCAAAAUUGUGGAGCAGCAGAGGCAGGAACAGGCCGAGAGAAUCAGAGUCCAGCAGGAGGAGGUCCAGAGGGCGGCUCAGAUAGCAGCGCAGCUCGAGAGGGAGAUGCAAGAGCAAGCCGAAAUUGCCAGACGAGAACACGAGGCUGCUCAGAGGGCUGCUCAGGCCGCUAACGAGUUGCAAGAGCAGGUGCGCAAGAAGGAAGCGGAGAUGAAGAAAGCGAUGGAGGUCCAGGAGGUGAUGGAGGCGAAGUGGAAGACAGGUAUUCGUCCAGUCGAAUGGCCUUCCAAGGAGAAAUACGAGGCGACGAAGCGUCGUUUUUACAAGGAGGGCAAAUUUCAUCUCGCCAUCACUGGAAUUUCGGGAACGGGAAAAUCGUCUCUCAUCAAUGCCUUUCGAGGCAUUUGGGAUGAUGAUGAAGGUGCUGCUAUGACCGAUAUCAUCGAAAGCACGUCGGCGGUUACUCCCUACCCUGAUCCGAAUCCCGCCCACCCAUUCAUCUGGUUCGAUGUCCCGGGAUCAGGAACGCUUGCGUGUUCUGACUGGACCUACUUCAACGACCACGGUCUCUACAUUUUCGACGCAAUCAUUGUCCUCUUCAACGACCGCUUCACUGCCAUGGAUGUCGCUAUUCUCAGGAACUGCGAGCGGUACAAUAUCCCGACGUAUAUCGUUCGCUCCAAAUCUGACGUCCACAUUGACAAUAUCAUCAAGAAGAAAAGACGGGAAGCUGGCGCGAAGAAUGACCCUGCCGAGAUUCUUGACGAGGCACGCAAGGAGUACAUCGUGAGGACCCAAGAGAGCGUCAGGUCGAAUCUGAUGAGGAGCGAUCCUCCUAUCCGGUCGCAGAAGAUGUAUGCAGUCUCUCGGGAUACGUUGACGACCAUUGUCCGAGAGGAGCCGCUGGAGGAUAUGCCCGUGCUGAAUGAGGUAGAGCUGCUGAGAGAUAUCCUCCAGGACGCGCAUUCACGACGAGUGGCAGACAAGUCUUAUGGUUCAAUGUCGGAUCUUAUGAAAAAAGCCGGUCUUUUUUUCCCUUUAGAUGCACGGAAAUUCAUUGUCUCCGCUGUCGCUAACAACCAACCUAUUCAAAGCCCUACACUUCAGCGUAUCUCUCAACAGAAUAGACAUAGGAACCCCAGAAAGCGUCUCAGGGGCAGCAACAGCUCAUGGCCUAUCCGAAGUCUGCAUCUCGCCAUUCUCCAUGGUCUCCAGAACAGCUAUGAAACGUUUUCUGACGGUGUCUGUCACCUGUAUAAUAACCGUGACCGAGUAGAGUAUCCUAGAAGACAAGGCGAAGGCAUCGCAACGUUCGCGCAGGCUCUUUUUACUUCCUUUCAGUUUGGCUUCCAAGUUUCCCAUCCCAUCCGACGUGCUAAGGUAAAGAAUUUGCGACAACCGUCGCAUUUGCCCUUGCCCUUCACCCAACCCUUGCUGCUACCGCAUUCGUGUCCUGACCAUCGCUUGAAUCAUCACCGGGGUUCCACUUACUUCAUUUGUGCCACCUCCGUUGAAAGCUAUCAUCAAACCAUGGGUGGCGCAGUUUCUGCCGUCGUACGCACUGCUGCUUUGGUGAUCCCUCCCAUCGUAAGCGCUGCUGCUAUCGCGAUCCCUGCCAUUAUUAGCGCAAUCAGGGACAGCAGAGUUGAAGACAACCCAACAAUGAGGGCUAUCGAAGAACAGCACAAGAGAGAGGAGGCGGAGAGAGCAAAAGCUCAACGGCGCCUCGAGCAAAUCGAACGAGAGAGACAGGAGCAAGCCGAAAGACUGAGGCGGGCACAAGAAGAAGCGCAGAGGGCCGCCGAAAUCGCCGAGCAACAGAGAUGGGAGCAGGACGAAAGACUGAGGAGGGAGCAAGAAGCAGCACAGAGAGCGGCCCAAAUAGCUGAGCAGCAAAGGCAGGAGCAGGCCGAGAGAAUCAGGAUCCAGCAGGAAGAGGUUCAAUGGGCGGCUCAUACAGCAGCGCAGCUCGAGAGGGAGAAGGAAGAGCAAGCCGAAAUUGCCAGACGAGAACACGAGGCUGCUCAGAGGGCUGCUCAGGCCGCUAACGAGUUGCAAGAGCAGGUGCGCAAGAAGGAAGAGGAGAUGAAGAAAGCGAUGGAGGUCCAGAAGGCGAUGGAGGCAAAGUGGAAGACAGGUAUUCGUCCAGUCGAAUGGCCUUCCAAGGAGAAAUACGAGGCGACGAAACGUCGUUUUUACAAGGAGGGCAAGUUUCAUCUCGCGAUCGCCGGAAUUUCGGGGACGGGAAAAUCGUCUCUCAUCAAUGCCUUUCGAGGCAUUUGGGAUGGUGAACAAGGCGCCGCUAUGACCGAUAUCGUCGAAAGCACGUCGGUUGUCACUCCCUACCCUGAUCCGAAUCCUGCCAACCCUUUUAUUUGGUUCGACGUGCCAGGGUCGGGAACGCUCUCAUGCUCUGAUUGGACCUACUUCAAUGACCAGGGCCUUUACAUUUUCGACGCAAUCAUUGUUCUCUUCAACGACCGCUUCACUGCCACAGAUAUCGCUAUUCUGAAGAACUGCGAACGAUACAAUAUCCCGACGUAUAUCGUUCGUUCUAAAUCUGAUAUUCACAUUGAUAAUCUCAUGAAGAAGAAAAGGCGGGGAGCUGGCGCGAAGAAAGACCCUGCCAAGAUUUUUGACGAGGCGCGCAAGGAGUAUAUCGUGAGGACGCAGGAGAACGUCAGGUUGAAUUUGAUGAAGAACGAUCCUCCUAUCCGUUCGCAGCGCAUGUACGCUGUCUCCCGGGAUACAUUGACGAUGGUUGUGCGAGAGGAGCUGCUCGAAGAUAUGCUUGUGUUGAACGAGUACGAGCUUCUGAGAGACAUCCUUCAAGAUGCAUACUCGCGAAGAUCUGAAAAAUCUUACGGUUCGAUGUCGGAUCUGAUGAAAAAGGCUGGUAUGGACAUUUUCGGAUUCUUUGCGAACUGA